GGGUAUAUGUGUCUAAUUCAUUCAGAGAAUGCAUUUGCUUAUCACUGUCGUAUUAUAUUCGUCUUUCCACUUCAAAGAUGACAACUGCAAGACGAGAUAACUUGAAUAAGCGAUCAGUUCUUUCAAUUUUCCCUUAG
Messenger RNA from Cetraspora pellucida, 137 nucleotides. Lineage: Eukaryota; Fungi; Glomeromycota; Glomeromycetes; Diversisporales; Gigasporaceae. The record is from the annotation of a GenBank genome assembly.